AUGUACACACGCUUCCUGAUCCUUCAGAUCAACAUCAAACAUCAGAAGGACUAUGAGAAGAAGGUGACAGAUGAAGACAUGAUCCUCAAACUGGGGAAACUGGCUUUUCAGCAGCUUGUGAAAGGUAACCUGAUCUUCUAUAAUGAAGACCUGAGAGAGUGUGGCAUUGAUGUGACAGAAGCAUCAGUGUACUCAGGAUUGUGCACUCAGAUCUUCAGAGAGGAGUUGGGCUUGUAUCAGGGGAAAGUCUUCUGCUUUGUUCAUCUGAGCAUUCAGGAACAUCUAGCAGCUCUGUAUGCACAUUUCUCCUGUACAAACAAAAAAAUCAAUGUGUUUGGCGAACCGAAACAAAGUCUGUUGUCUAAGAUUUUUAAAUGGAAGAAAUUUAAUUCAUUAUCUGAGCUGCAUCAGAGAGCUGUGGAUGAGGCUUUACGGAGUAAGAAUGGACAUCUGGAUCUUUUCGUGCAUUUUCUUCUGGGUCUCUCAGUGAAGUCCAAUCAGACUCUCUUACGGAAACUACUAACACAGACAAGAAGCUGCUCCUACAACAUAAAGAAUACAGUUCAGUGCAUCAAACAGAAGAUCAGAGAGAAUCGCUCUUCAGAGAAAUUCAUCAAUUUGUUCCACUGUCUGAACGAGCUGGGUGAUGAUUCACUGAUGCAGGAGAUCCAUGAUUAUCUGAAAUCUGGAAAAAUAGGAAAAGCCAAACUCUCCUCUUCACAGUGGUCAGCUCUGGUUUAUGUGUUGCUGACAUCAGAGCAGAAGAUGGAUUUGUUUGAUCUGAAACAGUUUAUUCGAGCACAACAUACAGCAGAUGAAGUUCUUCAGAAUCUGUUACCUGUGGUUAAAAGAAUCCAGAUCAGUUCGGGUAUGUGGUUGUAAUCUCACUGCUCAAUCCUGUGAAAGAUUGUCUUCAACUCUACAAUCCUUAAACUCUCUCCUGAGAGAGCUGGACCUGAGUGACAGUGACCUGCAGGAUUCUGGGGUGCAGUUGCUUUCUCAUGGACUGAAGAGUCCAAACUGUCAACUGGAGAUACUGAGACUUUCCAAACGUAUUCUCACUGCUCAGUCUUGUGAAAGUUUGUCAUCAGUUUUACAAUCUCCAAACUCCAUCCUGAGAGAGCUGGACCUCAGUAACAAUGACCUGCAGGAUUCAGGAAUGAAGUUGCUUUCUGAUGGACUGAAGAAUCCAAAUUGUCAGCUGCAGAU
Cyprinus carpio (common carp) is the source of this 1209-nucleotide messenger RNA. Its product is annotated as protein NLRC3-like. The coding region runs from base 1 to 882 and encodes 293 amino acids. NCBI's taxonomy places the organism in Eukaryota, Metazoa, Chordata, Actinopteri, Cypriniformes, Cyprinidae. The record is from RefSeq and is a predicted model, not a curated record. The transcript is spliced from 3 exons.